Malurus melanocephalus (red-backed fairy wren) is the source of this 4957-nucleotide messenger RNA. RefSeq names its product phospholipase B1 (gene PLB1). The transcript has 58 exons. Gene Ontology annotation, molecular function: A2-type glycerophospholipase activity; phosphatidylcholine lysophospholipase A1 activity; retinyl-palmitate esterase activity. Gene Ontology annotation, biological process: phospholipid metabolic process. Bases 38 to 4450 code for a protein of 1470 amino acids. Lineage: Eukaryota; Metazoa; Chordata; Aves; Passeriformes; Maluridae. Gene Ontology annotation, cellular component: brush border membrane. The record is from RefSeq and is a predicted model, not a curated record.
AGCACUCCAGGAUUAUCAAUUCAUAGAAGUGGUUACCAUGAAGCUAUUGUUAGGUGUGCUGUUCCUCUGGUUGCUCUUCUCAGAAGGUAAUGCAGAUCAUCUGGAAGAAUUUGGGGGACUAGAGGCUCUAAGAAGCUUGCAGUUUUCAUGUGAGCAGGUGAUGCUCCCUGAGACCCCUCCAUCUUCAGUUCAUGCUCUAAGGCCAGCUGACAUUAAAGCAGUCACUGCAAUAGGAAGUUUGCAAAGAACACCAGGAUCUGGUGAGGAUUUACUCCAAAGCACAGGAAAGAACUUCCUUGAACUAAGCAUGGAAACUUUAGCAGCUUUCAUCAGCACCUUCAACCCCUCGGUUCUACAUCUGUCCCCUGCCCCUGGCACAGCGGGAGUGACACCAGRCAGUCAAGCCAGAGAUCUCCUGCAUCAAGCUGAAGAAAUAGUGAAGCUCAUGGAAGAGGAACAGAUGAUGGACUUCCAAAAUGAUUGGAAACUGAUCAYAGUGUUUUUUAGUGCUGAAACCCCAUGUUCCUCCUAUGCUUCCACCCAACUGAAGGACUGCAUAUUGGAAAACCUGGAAAAACUUACAGCUGUCUUAGAUUUUUUGUAUAAGAAGGUUCCCARGGCCUUUGUAAAUCUAGUGGAUUCCACUGAGCUCACAACUGCCUCUCUUGCAUGCCCAGAUCACAGUAAUGCCAGAAAUCCAGUCAGAAAUCAGUGCAAUUAUGUUGGUGAACGCUCUGCAUUAGAUGAUAACAUACUGAGGUGGUCCUAUCAGGGUGCUUUGGAAAAGCUACUGGAGUCUGAGAGGUUUGAUCAAAAGGAUGACUUCACUGUUGUUCUUCAGCCUUCUCUCCAAGAAAGAAAUCUGCUGCUCAGACCAGGCAAGGACGGUUUGAUUACCACCUCAAAGACACAAGAGGAAAUUCUGGAAGAUUAUAUUUUUGUGGCUGUGGGCCUCUGGAACAACAUGAUGCAGCCAGUUGGACAGAAGCAGCCUUACGGUGUCACAAAAAUUGCUGAGGUCCAGUGUCCAUCUCAGGAAAAUCCGUAUUUGUUUACAUAUAGAAAUAGUAACUACUCACCUUCCCUGAGGACAUCAAACACCAAAGAAACAUCUCAGGAGAGGAGCUAUGGAACAAAUAUUCCCUGUACUGACCGGGCUCCCUCUGAUACAGUUCCAGUUUCAGUUCAUAAUUUAAAACCGGCAGAUAUUCGGGUUAUUGCUGCCGUGGGAGAUUCACUCACAGCAGCUAAUGGGGCAGGGUCCAGACCUCAUGAUGUUCUGGAUGUCCUGACUCAGUACCGAGGUCUUUCAUGGAGUGUUGGAGGAGAUGAAAACAUAACCACAGUCACGACACUACCAAAUAUUCUUCGUGAGUUCAACCCUUCCUUGGUAGGGUAUUCCAUUGGCAAAGGAACACAGAAUUCAAAGAAUGCUGCAUUCAACCAAGCCGUCACAGGGGCUCGYGCAGAGGAUGUUCCUGGACARGUUAGAAAACUGGUGGACCGCAUGAAGAAUGAUUCAAGAGUAGAUUUCCAGAAUGACUGGAAGCUCAUAACACUUUUCAUAGGAGGAAAUGACCUCUGCAAAUCCUGUGAGAAUCCAGAACAUCAUUCUCCUGAAAACUACACCUAUAAUCUACAAAUAGUUUUGGACUUACUUCACAAAGAGGUUCCACGGGCAUAUGUGAACCUGGUGACAAUCCUUUCCRUUGCAAGCCUCCGGGAGCUGCAUGCGUCGAAAGACAAUAACUGCCCAAAACUGCUUAUGAGGAUCCUGUGCCCUUGUGUCAUAAACCCUAAGGACAAUUCCAACGAAUUAAAGAAAUUGAUGUACUUUAACAGAAGGUAUCAGGAGAGAACCCGCCAGUUAGUGGACAGUGGAAGGUAUGACACGAAGGAUGAUUUCACAGUGGUUAUGCAGCCAUUUUUGACUAAUAUGGAAAUGCCAAAAACACAGGAGGGGUYUCCAGAUGCUUCAUAUUUUGCCCCAGAUUGUUUCCACUUCAGCCAAAAGGCUCAUUCUCAGGCUGCACGGGCUUUGUGGAACAACAUGCUGGAGCCUGUAGGGGAGAAGACAGACAAUCAGCACAUAGAAGAUGAGAUUGUUCUCAAAUGUCCAUCUGUGGCUGAGCCAUUCCUGAGGACAUAUAAGAACAGUAAUUACACAUACCCUAACCAACCUCCAAAUUAUGGGAGCCAGCUGCUAUGUGAGGACAGGUCUCCAUCCUCCCCCCCGGCAACUUCAGUGCAUUCCCUAAAGCCAGCUGAUGUGAAAAUUGUAGCAGCCCUUGGGGAUUCUUUGACGGCUGGUUCAGGAAUUGCCUCAGACACUCUCCAGGAUGUGAUCACUCAAUACCGGGGAUUGUCUUGGAGUAUUGGAGGAGAUGAGUCAUUGGAGAAUGUGACCACUCUACCUAACAUCUUUCGAGAGUUCAAUGUUACCAUCACGGGCUACUCAACUGGUACCGGGAAUGAGAAUGAUACAAACGCAUUCCUUAACCAGGCAGUUCCUGGAGCACAGGCUGAGCACUUGCCAGCUCAAGCAAGAAAUCUUGUCAGACUUAUGAAAAAUGAUCAGAGGAUUGACUUCAGKGCUGACUGGAAGCUCAUAACGGUGCACAUUGGAGCCAAUGAUCUGUGCAACUAUUGCAAAAACCCUGAUCACUACUCAGCUGGGAAUCACAUCAAAAGGAUUCAAGAAACUCUUGAUAUUCUGCACAAGGAGGUUCCAAAAGCUCUGGUGAGUCUGGUUGAUGUGGUGGACAUCCUUCCUCUGAGACGGCUAUUUGURGACACUCCAGUUCAGUGCCCCACCUACCUGGCAGAUUAUCUGUGUAGCUGUGUUCUCACAGGAGAAGAAAACUCAGAAAAUUUAACAAUGGUGAGGGAAGCCAUCAAAGCUUACCAGCUUGGCAUUCAGAGACUGGUAGAAUCUGGCAGAUAUGACACUCAUGAAAAUUUCACAGUGGUCAUCCAGCCUUUCCUCCAAAAUGUGGGGAUUGCUCUUGAUCAGGAUGGAAAUCCAGAUGUCUCCUACUUUUCGCCUGACUGCUUCCAUCCAAACCAGAAAGGCCAUUCUCAGCUUGCCAGGGCUCUCUGGAAUGCUAUGUUACAGCCUGUAGGCCAGAAAGCUGACUCAUUUGAUUUCUCGGCUGACAUCAUCCUUGGCUGUCCAGCUCAGAACAGUCCAUUCCUGGGAACAUACAAGAAUAGCAACUACACACCUGUGGARCCCACUAGAGAGCCAAUAGAGAAUUGGGGCAGUGAACUGUCGUGUCCUGGACAUACUCCAUCUAGUCGUGUCCCAAAUUCAGUACAUGAGCUACGGCCUGCUGACAUCAAAGUCGUAGGAGCGCUGGGAGAUUCCCUGACUACUGCAGUAGGAGCCAAAGUACCUGACCUACAAACAGACUGGAUGGGACUUUCCUGGAGUAUUGGAGGUGAUGAGACUCUGGAGAUCCAGGCUACUUUACCCAACAUCUUGAAGAAAUUCAAUCCAAACCUCUUUGGCUUCUCCACCGGCAGUUCUAAGGAAACAGCUGGAUUCAACGUUGCAGAGAGAAAUGCCACAGCACGUGAUAUGCCAGCCCAAGCACGUGCACUGGUGGAGCUGAUGAGAAGCAGCUCGAAAAUUAACUUCAAGGAAGACUGGAAGCUGAUCACUGUCCUUGUUGGAGGCAGAGACCUAUGCCAGUACUGCUUGGACAAGGAAACCUAUUCUGUGCAAAAGUAUGUAAAGCACCUUCAGGACACUCUGGAUAUUUUCUAUGAGGAGCUCCCAAGAGUCUUUAUCAACAUGGUGGAGAUGCUAGAGUUCUCUGGACUGCGUCAAAUCACAGCAAGCUCUUCAGAGUGUGCUUUGACAGCAAAGAAAGUUUGCCCGUGUUUCUUAAACCCAGAGGAAAAUUCUCCUGAAUUUCAAGAAAUUAAGAGAGUCAACAGAGACUUUCAGGCUGAAGCCUUGGGGCUGAUCAACAGCGGUCGGUACGAACAGAGGGAGGACUUCGCAGUUGUCAUGCAGCCUUUUUUCCGGAACACCUUGAUGCCCCUGGAUAGUACCAACAAGCCAGAUAUGAGUUUCUUUGCUGCAGACUGCAUUCAUUUCAGUGUAAGAGGCUAUGCUGAGAUGGCCAUGGCUCUCUGGAAUAAUAUGCUGGAGCCAGUUGGUGAAAAGCAGACUUACAACAACUUUACCCAUGACAGAUCAAAACUGAGGUGUCCAAACCCUGAGAAGCCUUUUCUUUUCACACGAAGAAAUAGUGGAUUUGGAGAUUCAGAUCUCAGCUUGGAGAAAACAGAAUCUUCAGUCCCCUACUGGGCUGUCAUUGUGACUGCAGUAGCUGGAGUCCUGGUGGGUUCUUUGCUUGGCUGGGUUGUGUCACGAAGAAAAACCAAGAAGCGCCAACGUAAGACUGACACAGAAAACAGCAUUAAAACAACCCCUCUGUAACACAAGUGGAACAAAGACCUUUCUCUGRAGAGGCUGCUCUCUGAUGCCACACAGAAAGUAGCAGAACAAAAAAYCUGUUGGAUGUGAAUGAAGCUUCUUGGUUGCCCAGGGGUUUUUGAGCCAAAUAACAAUGAUCUGUAAUGUACUGUAGAGCUGUCUUCUGGAGACCAGUCCGGUGGAGGAUGAAGUUCCAAGUAURCUGUGGUUUCACACCAGCUGGCACUAUGUACCACACACCUUCUUACUCAAUCCCCGUCUCUCUCCCUCAAUGGGAUGAGAAGGAGAAUUGGAAASCCAUGSGUUGAGAUAGGAACMGUUUAAUAACUGAAAUAAAGUAAAAUGUAAUAAUAAUAAUUGUAAUGAAAUGGGAAGUAACAAAAAAAGAGAGSAAUAAAACUCAAGAAAAACAARUGUUGUACAAUACAAUUGUUCAUUGCCUGCUGACUGAUACCCAGCCCCUCCUUGAUCAUCAAUCAGCCCCUCCUUGGACUUCUUCCCUCAAUCUAU